AUGUCUAUCAGCAACAAAUCCAACACUGAUACCCUUGCUAAAUACCUUGCUCUCGACCAAGGAGGCAAAGUCCAAGCCGAAUACAUCUGGAUCGACGGCGACGGAGGCCUCCGUGCAAAGACCAAAACUCUCGACCAAAAACCUACUGACGUUUCUCAAUUGCCUGAAUGGAAUUUUGAUGGUUCUUCUACCAAUCAAGCUCCCGGCGACAAUUCUGAUGUUUUGCUUCGUCCUGCUUCUAUUUUCAAAGAUCCUUUCAGACGUGGAGAUAAUAUCUUAGUCCUUUGUGAAUGUUACAAUAAUGAUGGAACUCCUAAUAAAACGAAUUAUCGUCACUCUUGUGCUAAAAUUAUGCAAACCUAUACUGAUUGUCAUCCUUGGUUUGGCAUUGAACAAGAAUAUACCCUCUUCGACUUAGAAAAUAAUGUUCUUGGUUGGCCUAAAGGGGGUUUCCCUGGUCCUCAGGGUCCUUAUUAUUGUUCCGUUGGUGCGAACGUAGCAUUUGGACGUGAUAUUGUCGAAGCUCACUAUCGUGCCUGUCUUUAUGCUGUCGGUCCCUGUGAAGGAAUCGAUAUGGGUGACCAUCUAUGGAUGGCAAGAUUUCUGCUAAAACGUGUUGCCGAAGAUUUCGGUGCUGUAGUAUCUUUCCAUCCUAAACCUAUUAAAGGUGACUGGAAUGGAGCAGGCUGUCACACGAAUUAUUCAACACAUGCAAUGCGUGAAGAAGGUGGAUUAAAAGCUAUAUAUGAUGCUAUAGAUAAAAUGUCAACGAGACAUGCAGAACAUAUAGCCGUUUAUGGCGAGGAUAAUGAUCAACGUCUAACAGGUCAUCACGAGACUGGUCAUAUAUCUCAGUUUUCAUUUGGGGUUGCAAAUCGCGGUGCAUCAAUUCGUAUACCGCGCCAUGUUGCUGCUGAAGGUAAAGGGUACCUGGAAGAUCGACGUCCCGCUUCGAACAUUGAUCC
This is a messenger RNA of Dentiscutata heterogama, 965 nucleotides long. NCBI's taxonomy places the organism in Eukaryota, Fungi, Glomeromycota, Glomeromycetes, Diversisporales, Gigasporaceae. The record is from the annotation of a GenBank genome assembly.